AUGAACACCACCAUGCUGGCCAUGCUGUUGUUCUCGUUCCUUCUCUUCUUGCCUUGCAUGGGCUCCCAACCAGCCCUCAAGGUUCACGAUCUUGAAGACCUCACAGCUCCUCGCAACUUCGAUGACAACACCGAUCUUGAUCAAUGCUCUGCUUCACUUUCCUCCAACCCAGUGUGGUGGACUAGUUAUUCGAAUGCCCGCCAGAACGCAGUGCUGCUCUGCCAUUCCAUGAGAGCAGAGCUGGACAAGGGUAGGCCAGACAUUACUGAUUUGCGAGACUCUUUUGCUGACGCACUAAACCAGNACGACAUGGUUGAGAAGAUGAAGCUCAUGUUCGAAGCAGUCAUGGAGGCAGCCAACGUUAUGGCAGACACAACCGAGGAGCACCGUACCUUCGAGAGGCAAUGGACUGAGAUGGGCAAGAACAUGCAGUCCUUCCAUCUCGCUCUGAACACAGAUCUCGACAUGCAGAACCGCAUCGCCGAAGAGUGGGCUAAGUUUCGAGUCAACAUCCACGAUCUCGACGACAACAUCCAGAAUCUGAGCCGCGAUGUCGAAAGAGUCCGCGNNAGGUGGGUUGAAUGUGCCUCUGACGCUUCUUCCAGUACUGAUUGUUCACAGGCAUCUUCUGACAUCGCCUCGGAUCUUCAGGGCCACCGUCUCCGCGCUCAGGAAGCACAGGCAGAUGUGACACAGCACCUCAGUCAAGCUCUUGAUCUUGCCAUCCAGAUUGAUCGUUCUCAUGACAACUCACUGGCGGCCUCAGUGGCUCUAGACCAGCAGAACCAGGUGAGCCUUGAACAUCAUAUAUACCUUUGUUUCUUCGCCACUAAUGAUAACNAGAAACUCACACAUGCUCUGGCUCAUCAUGCCGAGGCUACAAGAACAUUGCACCACAGGACCGAGAUGCUGCUAGACGCCAUUUCCACUGUGACAGACAAUGUCACAGACGCCGCCAGAACCGUCUCCGAAUUUCACAACGAUAUUCACAACCUACCUACUAAAGUCGUUCAACAAGUCUUCGAGGCUUCUCUCGCAGGCGUGCCCUUCGGCUGCGUCUCGGUUGUGCUAUUGAUUAUCUUCUGGUGUCUCGGCUUUGCUGCUCUUGACACAUGGGGCCCAUUCCGUGCAAGAAGUUCAGUUGUUGCAUCGCUCGGAGUUGCAAUUGCAUCUACUUAUGUUGUGGUUGCGGUUCCUCAGAUCGCUGAGAUUCCCGCGAUCAGCAUUCUGGGCAUCAUGGCAGUCGCAGGCGCCGCGGCCUUCGCCUGCAAGCUCUGGUACAAGCAACAGAAGACUUCGAACCAGCCCAUCCUUCUAAACAGCACCGACCAAGACUUGAAGCACUCGGCUUCGCCAUCGCAGGCACCACUCAGCACCGAUUCACUGCUUUCUUGA
Messenger RNA from Aureobasidium musti, 1395 nucleotides. Lineage: Eukaryota; Fungi; Ascomycota; Dothideomycetes; Dothideales; Saccotheciaceae. The record is from the annotation of a GenBank genome assembly.